Messenger RNA from Camellia sinensis, 678 nucleotides. RefSeq lists its product as uncharacterized. NCBI's taxonomy places the organism in Eukaryota, Viridiplantae, Streptophyta, Magnoliopsida, Ericales, Theaceae. The record is from RefSeq and is a predicted model, not a curated record.
AUGGCUGGACGAAAAAGAAAUAAUAACAACGGUAAUGGCGAUGGAGUGCCUGAUGGCGAUGUUGCUCUAAUUAUACGCGCGAUUGCUGAUAGGGUAGGCAAUAUACCACCCCGAAACCAAGAUCAAAACAAAUCGGAGAUGAUAGCAAAAUUUGAAAAGCUACGUCCCCACAAAUUCCUUGGUGGAUCAAACCCCCAUGAAGCUGAAGCUUGGUUAAGACAAAUUAAGAAGUUGCUAGAUACUUCCGAUAUCCGAAACGAACAAGAUAGAGUGACUAUAGCGGCAUUUCAAAUAGAAGGGGAAGCAGAUCAUUGGUGGGAAAUGAUCAAAAGUACUCGACAAGUAGAGACAUUAACUUGGAGACAGUUCGAAGACCUGUUCAUGGAAAAGUAUUUUCCUAACUCGCUAAGACAGGAAAUGAUUCAAGAGUUCCUUCAACUGAAACAAGGAAAAAUGUCAGUUGCUCAAUAUGCGAACCGUUUUGAAGCUCUUUCACGGUAUGCUGCAGCCAUAGUAACAAAUGAAGGGGAUAAGGUUAGGCGAUUUGAAUGGGGUUUGGACACAGACAUUAGAGGAAAAUUGAUCGCAGUACAACUCUCCACUUAUGCCCAAAUGGUGGAUCGAGCUUUAAUUGUGGAACGAGAGUUAGCAGAUUCUGAACGCAUUCGAAAUCAGUGA